This is a messenger RNA of Gekko japonicus, 1969 nucleotides long. It is a transcript of the gene PPIL4, whose product is annotated as peptidylprolyl isomerase like 4. The transcript is spliced from 13 exons. The record is from RefSeq and is a predicted model, not a curated record. Gene Ontology annotation, molecular function: RNA binding; peptidyl-prolyl cis-trans isomerase activity. Lineage: Eukaryota; Metazoa; Chordata; Lepidosauria; Squamata; Gekkonidae. Gene Ontology annotation, biological process: protein peptidyl-prolyl isomerization. The coding region runs from base 20 to 1459 and encodes 479 amino acids. Gene Ontology annotation, cellular component: nucleus.
CUGGAGGGAGAAAGUCGCGAUGGCCGUGUUGCUGGAAACGACGCUGGGCGACCUGGUGGUGGACUUGUACACAGAGGAGAGACCUCGAGCCUGUCUGAAUUUUCUGAAGCUCUGCAAAAUCAAGUACUACAAUUACUGUCUUAUUCACAAUGUACAGAGAGAUUUCAUCAUACAGACUGGUGAUCCACAGGGGACUGGCCGUGGAGGUGAAUCCGUUUUUUGCAAAUUAUAUGGGGAUCAAGCUAGAUAUUUUGAAUCAGAAAAAGUGCCAAGAAUUAAACACAAGAAAAAGGGGACUGUAUCAAUGGUGAACAAUGGCUGUGACCAACAUGGAUCUCAGUUUCUUAUUACUACAGGAGAAAACGUAGAUUACCUGAAUGGUGUGCAUACGGUGUUUGGUGAAGUUACAGAAGGCAUGGAUGUACUGAUGAAAAUUAAUGAAACCUUCGUUGACAAAGAUUUUGUUCCAUAUCAAGAUAUCAGGAUAAACCAUACAGUGAUCUUAGAUGAUCCAUUUGAUGACCCACCUGGUUUGGCAAUACCAGACCGUUCACCAGAGCCUACAAAGGAACAGUUGGAUAGUGGGAGAAUAGGAGCCGAUGAGGAAAUUGAUGACUUCAAGGGAAGGUCUGUUGAUGAAGUGGAGGAAAUUCUGGCAGAGAAAGAGGCAAAAACUCAGGCUAUCCUUUUGGAAAUGGUAGGAGACUUGCCUGAUGCAGAUAUCAAGCCACCUGAAAAUGUGCUUUUUGUCUGCAAACUUAAUCCUGUGACAACAGAUGAAGACCUUGAAAUCAUAUUUUCUCGUUUUGGGCCAAUCAAAAGCUGUGAAGUGAUUCGAGACUGGAAGACGGGUGAAUCCCUGUGCUAUGCUUUCAUUGAGUUUGAAAAGGAGGAAGACUGCGAGAAAGCUUACUUUAAGAUGGAUAACGUGCUAAUAGAUGACAGGCGGAUACAUGUGGAUUUUAGCCAAUCUGUUGCCAAGAUAAAAUGGAAAGGAAAAGGUGGGAAGUAUACCAAGGAGGAUUUCAAAGAUUAUGAAAAAGAUCAUAACGAAACAUCUAAGUUAAGCCUGAAGGAGAAGGCAAAGCCCAAGCAAGACACUAGAUAUGACCUUGUAUUGGUGGAUGAAGAAGAAGGAGCCAAAACAAGCCAUAGGCACUCUGAGAAGAAAAAGAAGAAACGCUACCAUUCAGAUGAUGAUGAAAAUGAAAAGAGGAGCAAACAUCCUAAGGACCCUGAGCGAAGGCACAAAGAUGACUCAAGCAGAGAGAGGAAAAAAAGUGACAAGCGAGAGCGCCAUAGAAGCCGAAGUCGCAGCCACUCACGGGACAGAGAUGACCAUUACCGAAAGUAUAAAGACAAGCACCAUGAGGAGCCCCGGGAAAGGGAGCAUGAAGACAAGAGGAGAGCCAAAAGCCCUAAGAAGUCCAAAGAUAAAGAGAAGUCCAAGUACAGAUGAAAGAGGGUAACAAGAAUGCUAAAAAACCUUUUUCUCUGGUGUUUCUCUACCACAGAAAGAACAAAUGUCAUGUGCCCUGGGAAAAAGAGAUUUCAGGCCCAGUUCUCACUUUUAAUCUUGGGACACCACAGGAGGACACCUUAGAGUGUAGAGUCCUAUAAAUGUUGUGAGAUUUCUGAAGCUGUUGGUUACAUUUGUGAGUUUGACUGAUGAACAAAGAGCAGCAGAAUGGUGAGGAAUUUACUGUCUAAAUGCAGUAAUUAACUCCCUCUACUCCAAGAACACCAUUGAAUGCCAGUUGUUAUCUUUAGAUGGCACACUUAUUCUUCUAACUAGUUCAUACGUAACAAGCUUCCUGCUGCAAAAUUACUUUAGUGUAGGUUGCAUACAGCCCAGUUAUACACUGUUCAUGUGUUAAAAGUUGAUGUGUAUGUUCUGCUAUGGGAAACAAUUUAUUAUAAAAUAUCUCAAAUAAUUUUAAUAUAUUUUGUUUUAUAUUUUUACAAUUUA